UGAUCCCGGGGGGGCGGAGCCAAGUAGGGGGAAAUGGUCCAGUUGGCUGACUGCUCCCAAGAAAGCCGGCGACGAGCAUCCACAGCGGCAGUUUGACCGUACGCCUGCGCCGAUUUUUCUACGUUACUGCCGCAGCCGUCGAGCAAGACACAUCCCUCCGGGACAGCUUUCAUGCAGCCACUGAAACGCUGAAACGCAGCAACAUUCAAGCGGCUUUAUAAACCAAGCAGCACUUGUAUGCUGCGUUUUCGAGAAGUAUUUGCGAAGGGCUCCGAGGUUAACAUUGACGAGGAGCGGUUGCAGGAUGGAGACGCAGAUACAUGUGCCUGUUGGGUCGCCGGUUAUUAGAAAAAUCCCCAUUUUUGUGGACGAACACAACGUGACGGAGGGGGCGAUGAAGCUCAUCAAAGCGCUGAGACCGGCGUGGGACACGAGCGACGUCAAGACCAAGCUCUUCACUGACGGCACAACCAACAAGCUGGUGGGCUGCUACGUGGAGGAGAGUCCAGAGGACGUGGUCCUGGUCCGGGUGUACGGCCACAAGACCGAGCUGAUUGUGGACCGAGACAACGAGCUGAAAAGCUUCCAGGUGCUGCACGCCAACGGUUGUGCCCCUCGCCUCUACUGCACCUUUCUGAACGGCAUCUGCUAUGAGUUCAUGCAGGGGGACGCUCUCGGGACGCAGGACGUCAGGGAUCCCUCCUUGCUCAGGCUGAUAGCCGGGGAGAUGGCGCGUAUCCACGCCAUCCAUGCACACAACGGCUGCAUCCCCAAACCCAACCUCUGGAUCAAGAUGCGCAGGUACUUCUCCCUCGUGGCCACCGAGUUCACCGACCAAGCAUCCAACGUCAGAAUCCAGCAGGAGGUUCCCAGCAAGGCGGUGCUGGAGCAGGAGAUGGCAUGGAUGAAGGAGCACCUCUCCACCCUGGGCUCCCCCGUGGUGCUCUGUCACAACGACCUGCUCUGCAAGAACAUCAUCCACAACGAGAAAGACGGUCACGUCCGCUUCAUCGACUACGAGUACUCCAGCUACAACUACCAGGCCUUUGACAUCGGCAACCACUUCAACGAAUUUGCAGGAAUGGCGGAGCUGGACUACGGGCUGUACCCGAGCCGGGAGAUGCAGAUGGACUGGCUCAGAGGGUACCUCCAGGCGUACAAGCUUUUCACCAAGAAAACCGAGGAUGUCAGCCCGCAAGAGCUGGAGACGCUGUAUGUGCAGGUCAAUAAGUUCGCUCUGGCUUCUCACUUCUUUUGGGGCUUCUGGGCGCUCAUCCAGGCCAAAUACUCCACCAUCGAUUUUGACUUCCUUGGGUACGCUGUGCUGCGUUUCAACCGGUACUUUGAGACCAAACCCGCCGCCAUGGCCCUGCAGAUCCCACAAUGAGGAACUCGGCCCGCUCCACACCGCCGUCUUGGAGAGGCCGGUUCAUCGUUGCUCCUCGUGUGUGUGUGUGUGUGUGUGUGUGUGUGUCCUCCCUAAAAUAUCCACCGGCAUCUUGUAGUCCCUCUUUGAUGCAGCUGAACAAGGCGUAGAGACGUACAGGGUACAGGAUACGCCGGUAAUGAAGGUGAAAUGUGAGACACUUGAAGGGAGGUGUGUGUGAGAGCAUUCCCACUCCCGUCUGCAGAUAUUAACGCUUUUUUCAAAAUUCUCAUUUGAUGCUAAUUGCUUGUUGCCACAGUUUUCCUGUGCAUCAAACUAAACUGCGGGGGGGGGGGGG
Messenger RNA from Pungitius pungitius (ninespine stickleback), 1724 nucleotides. RefSeq names its product ethanolamine kinase 2 (gene etnk2). Gene Ontology annotation, molecular function: ethanolamine kinase activity. Gene Ontology annotation, biological process: phosphatidylethanolamine biosynthetic process. The transcript has 9 exons. The record is from RefSeq and is a predicted model, not a curated record. NCBI's taxonomy places the organism in Eukaryota, Metazoa, Chordata, Actinopteri, Perciformes, Gasterosteidae. Gene Ontology annotation, cellular component: cytoplasm. Bases 305 to 1387 code for a protein of 360 amino acids.